AUGCUCGGAUGUAAAGACUCUCCAGAGGAUGCCGCCUCCAAUUAUGUGCCGGAGCUGCCGCCCCCUCCUGGGUGCUUGGGGCUAGCAGUGUGGACGAAUCGGGAGGUACCUCCGCAGGACUGGGGCAUGACGGCCACGCAGUUCCGCGAGUUUUUGUCUGGAUGCCGCGAGACCACACGGUGGUCGUGGAUAACGGAGGUGCGAGAAGUUGUGACUUUGUACGAUGUCAUACAGCAGCUGGUGAAGCCGUGGACCCGAGGCACGGGCUGUGGCAUCGCACUGCGGAUGAACCACAAGAAGCCAUGUCGGGCCACUUUGAUGAUCUCCCACACUUGGGCAGAAGAUAUGGAUGAGUGCGAGGAAGCCAUUGUUGACUACUGUCUCGAAUCAACGUCUGGACUCGCCACUUGCAUUUGGUUCUGCGGGUUUGCUCAAUACCAGGCAGGGGAUGAGCCGGGCGACAUUGGUCCGAGCAUAGGCGAACAACUCAAGCUGGAUCCAUUCGGGGCUGUGAUCCGUCAUACGACCCCUGCCAUGGGCAUGGUGGUGGUGCACACCUCAUCGGCGCGGGUGUAUGAACGGCUUUGGUGUGUUUAUGAAAUCUCAGAAGCCACUCGCCUGGAAUCCAAAGUUGGUAUUGCUUUUUCCGAGCGCUAUCUGAAGCAGCGCCACACAUCUCUGGUGGACUUACUGAAAGCUCGUACCGACAACGCUGUGUGCAGCAACCCUGCAGACGCCGAAAUGAUUCGGUCGCGCAUUCAGGACCAGGGAGGCUUCCGAGCCCUCGACUGGAAAAUCUUUUCUUUUCGCCUGGAGUCCCUGCGGGCUGUGCUGGCCAAGAAGGAUCCGAACUGGCAGAACAUGCUGGCGGAAGAGCUGAAACGCGCUGAAGAAGAGCUGAACAACUGGUCUAUUUUCGGGCCGUCGAAGAGCGAGAAGCCAUCCCACUCGCGAAAUCGCAUGGUGAUGCUCCUGGCCAUGGGCACUGUGUCAGUUGGCUUAGUGGUCGCUGGCGCUGCGGUGGCUGCAGCUUUGAGGGCAACCGAGGAGAACUGGCCAGAAGACGAAGGACCAACAACAACGCUUAGGUUCGGCACCCAAGGCUUCGGGCAGCCUUCACCGCAGCCACCGCCGCCACCUCCGCCACCUCCAGCGCAGCUGGAGAGUCCAGCGCCGAGCAUGGAUACUGCCUUGCUGGUGACGCUAAUCAGCUUGCUCUUCCUGGGCAGUGUCUGUUUGAGUCUGCUUGGCAUCCUGGCGCUGCGCCGCUGCAGAGCUCCGGCAGCUCCUGCGCUCCGCAGAGCGAUGGACGACCCGCAGCAGAGGAGCCAGCUGGACUGGGAGGAGAAGCUCCAGCUCGCCAAGGAUUGCUUCUGCGAAGACACCUUGCCGACCUUGCCGAACAGCAAGCUGUCACUCUGA
Molecule: messenger RNA, 1422 nt
Organism: Symbiodinium natans
Lineage: Eukaryota; Dinophyceae; Suessiales; Symbiodiniaceae
Source: the annotation of a GenBank genome assembly